UUUGACCUCGACCAUGACGAAGACGGCACCGUACGGCACUUGGACCUCGCCUAUCACCACGGAUGUUCUGCUGAAGGGUGGAGCGAAGACCGAUGAGCUCUUCGUGGAUCCGGUCACCUCGACCAUCUACCACAUCGAGCAGCGCGCGAACGAAGGCGGCCGGCUCGUGAUAGUGGACACCGAGAAAGGUGUGGAUGUCUUUGGCGAAGGAUGGAAUGCGCGCAACGGAGUGCACGAGUACGGUGGAGGACAGGCUGCGGCAUACGACGGCGUGAUUUACUUCUCGCACUUCAAGGACAGCCGCGUAUACAGGCUGAAGGAGGGCCAAGAACCGGAAGUCGUUACCCCGGAGAACGAUAAUCACCGUUAUGCAAAGUUCACAGUGCAUCCUACCCAGCCUCACUUGCUCGUCUCCAUUCGCGAAGACCACACCAUCCCGGAGCCAUCAAAAGUCGUCAAUACUCUAUGCGUGAUCAACACCCAGGAGAAGACGGUCUCCGUACUGGUUGAGGGCGCCGAUUUCUACGCGGGUCAGUGCUUCACCCUGGACGGCACUCAUUUCGCGUGGCAGGAGUGGUAUCACCCGGACAUGCCCUGGGAGGGCGCAGAGAUCCAUGUUGCGGAGAUCAAGGCCGACCAGACGUCGCUCACGCUGAGCAACGACAAGCACGUCGCAGGCAAGCGCAUCGACAUCAGCGCCGGGUACCCUGUCUGGGCGUCCAACGACCUUCUGCUCUUCGUCUCGGACGAAUCGGGGUACCAAAAUCCGUGGACGUACUCGAUCUCCGCAGGAAAGGCGUCCGCCGUCCUCCGCGAGCCUCUCGCCGAAGAGUUCGCCGAGCCAAUGUGGCGCCCUGACUUCAGCUUCUGCGCGCCGCUCGACCUGGAGGGGAAGACGGCGCUCUUCACCGCGCUCAGACACGGCCGCAGCGUGUUUUACCUCGUCAGCCUCACCGGCGGAACGCUCGAGGAGCUCGAGAGCCCAUACGUGAACGUUGCAUCCCUGCUGCGCGUCACGCACGACGCUGUCGUCUUCCGGGGCCAGAAGUACGAUGAGUCCGAGCGCAUCGUGCUCGGAAACAUCAAGGACUACGCGAAGCCGAAGUUUGCGCCCGUGAACGCGAAGGCGGCCACACAGGAGCUUCCCUUCCCGCGCGCGUACGUGUCGGUGCCGCGCUCGAUCACGCUGAAGGUGCCCGCGACGAACGAGGUGGUGCAUGUGCUGUUCUACCCGCCCACGAACCCGGAUUUUGUCGCGCACGAGGGUGAGAAGCCGCCGGCGGUCGUGAGCGCGCAUGGUGGACCGACGGGGCGAGCUACGCCGGAGUUGAACCUCACGGUGCAAUACUACACGUCUCGCGGCUUUGCGUGGGUGGACGUGAACUAUGGAGGCAGCAGUGGAUAUGGCCGCAAGUAUAUCAAACGUCUGGAAGGAAACUGGGGUAUCGUCGACGUCCAGGACUGCGUCGUCGCCGCGCAGCAGCUCUCCUCCGCCCCACUUUCGCUCAUCGACCCGCAGCGCAUGGCGAUCACUGGCCGCUCCGCCGGCGGGUACACCGUGCUCAUGGCGCUCUGCGCCGCCCCAGACGUCUUCGCCGCGGGCACGUCUUCGUUCGGCAUAUCGGACCUCGUCAAGCUCGGCGAGUUCACGCACAAGUUCGAGAGCCAGUACCUGACCAAGCUCGCGGGCGGCACCCCCGAGGAGGUGCCGGACGUGUACAAGGAGCGGUCGCCCAUCAACCAGGCGCACCACAUCAAGGCCCCGCUGCUCGUCUUGCAAGGGUCGAUCGACGCAGUCGUCCCGCCUCAGCAGGCGGAGCUGAUCGUGGCCAACAUCAAGGCGCGCGGCGGGCGCGUUGAGUACAAGGUCUUCGAGGGCGAGGGGCACGGCUGGCGCAAGGCGGAGAACAUCAAGACGGCGCUUGAGACGGAGUGCGGGUUCUACCUGAACGUGUACGGCCUGCUAUAGCGCCGGGGGUGACAUAAAGGAAGCGAUAUAUGAUGAAGGCACUAAGCAAUGUACAAAUAGCAGAUAACGGAGGGUGUAUGCAGUGCUAGUGAUAUAUAUGUACAGCGGGAUAGAGACGGAAGCCCA
Messenger RNA from Trametes versicolor FP-101664 SS1, 2095 nucleotides. Its product is annotated as alpha/beta-hydrolase. Gene Ontology annotation, molecular function: serine-type peptidase activity. Gene Ontology annotation, biological process: proteolysis. NCBI's taxonomy places the organism in Eukaryota, Fungi, Basidiomycota, Agaricomycetes, Polyporales, Polyporaceae. The transcript has 6 exons. Bases 14 to 1969 code for a protein of 651 amino acids. The record is from RefSeq and is a predicted model, not a curated record.